AUGUCUGGCAAGAUGUAUUCCAAGGAUCAUGGUCCCAAAAUUGAGAAUGCAAACAAUAGUCAGCUGUUGGCUGAGGUGAGCAACGGUAUGAUUGGUACAGAGACCGAGAAACCUAAAAGAGGCAGAAAGAUUCGAGGUUCUGUACAUGUCUUUUCUAAGGGUUCGACUGGGCACCAGGGGAUCCAUACUAAAGGCCCCGGAAGUAAGCGGAAGGCCGGCAGUGACGAUAGCAUUGGCACCAACGGUGACAGAUUAAAGAGGAGAAAGGAAGAAGAAGAAGAAGGUAUUAAGCAUUCUCAUCCUGCAGGACAUCGUCCAGUAACGUCGUGCACUCAUUGCAGACAACACAAGAUUAAAUGCAAUGCAUCAGAACGAUUUCCAAUGCCUUGUUCAAGGUGCGAGCGAAUGGAUUUGAAGUGUGAGAUUGAUCCAGAGUUUCGUCCCAAGAAAGGAUCACAGAUUCAGUCGUUGCGUAAUGAUGUGGACGAUCUUCGGUCUAAGAUUGAGCUUCUUACGAAGAACGAAAGCCUUAUUGCAGAAGCCCUCAGGAACGCAAAUCCUCUUCAAAUUGAACCAACUUCAGCAUCUACGCAGUCAGUUCAGACGUCAUCUAUCGACAGUCGACAAGACAAUUUUCCCCCGGUUAACGUGAAGCCAUCACAGCAACACCAACUGAUUACUCCAGUUAUCACAAAGCCCUUACUUCAGACAGUGGCUUCUUCUAAUGAUAUAACCGAAUUCUGCUUGGGGGACGUGAAAAUUUCACUGGGAAAAGCUAUGGAAUUGCACAAACGAUUCAUUGUUUAUUAUCUGCCCUACUUGCCGAUUAUGGUAUCCAAUGAUCCCGUAGAGCUUUAUCGUCAGUCACAGCUUCUUUUCUGGACUGUGAUGCUCACUGCAUGUCUUUCGGACCCUGAGCCUACGUUGUACAUGUCGCUUGCCUCACUAAUCAAACAACUCGCUAUUGAAACCUGCUGGAUUCGGACUCCAAGAUCUACUCAUAUUGUCCAAUCCUUGCUUAUCCUUGGAAUAUGGCCUUUUCCUAACCAGAAAGUGUUGGAUGAUUGUUCCUACAGAUUUGUUGGAUUGGCCAAGUGCUUAUCUAUGCAGUUGGGUUUACAUAGGGGUAAGUUCAUCCAGGAAUUCUCCAGAACCCAAGUGGAAUUGCAGGAUGCCGAAAAAUGGAGAACCAGAACCUGGUUGGCCGUGUUUUUCUGUGAACAGUUUUGGUCCUCCAAUCUAGGGCUCCCGCCUUCUCUGCACUCAGACUAUCUAUUGGAGAAAGCCAGAUUGGACCAAACUCUACCCAAAAAUUUCCGUUGCUUAAUUAGCUUGGCGAUAUUUCAAUCCAAACUUGUCAAUGUUAUGGGAUUAAGUGUUACAAGCCCGGACGGUUUGAUGGAACCUCGCAAUAGAGCUGGUGCUUUGGCUAUUCUUGAAAGAGAAUUGGAAAGACUCGUAUUCAAAUUGCAAAUUGAUGAUAACGUUGUAGAGAUUUAUUAUCUCUAUGUGAAGUUAAUGAUAUGUUUGUUUGCAUUCUUACCGGAGACGCCCAGUGAGGAUCAGACUAAGUUCGUCACCGAAGCAUACAUUGCUGCUACAAGAGUUGUGACUUUGAUGUCCAAAUUACUUGAGACCCGACAACUUACAGAGUAUCCAAUUUACGUUCGUCACUCGGUGACCACAGCGGCAUUCGUUCUUUUCCGUCUUCAUUUGACCCCUUAUUUAUUACCAAAGUAUAUUGAUUCGGCUAGACAAUCUGUGGUUACCGUGCAUCGCUUGUUCAGAAACAUGCUUGCCGCUUGGAAGAAUGUUCAGAAUGAUAUCAGUAGAACAGCCACAGUACUCGAGAAGUUGAACUUUGCUAUCAUUACGCAUCCCGAGUUGUUUAUUUGUCGGGAAGGAAUUAUAGUACGAAUGCGGUCACAUUUGACCGGAUCGUUGUUCUACGAUCUCGUUUGGAAUAUCCACGAGGCCCGGAGACGGUUUAUUAUUGACUCACAGAAUAAGAAGGAGGGUAAGAACCACGAAUCUGAAGAGAAUAAGGCUGCAAAGAAGAAAGUUCCACCUCUUCCAUUUUAUAACCAAAUCACUCAAGACGAUUUCAAAACAAUGACUACCACUACACCCGAUGGAACCACUGUGACGACAUUGGUUCCUACUGACCAGGCCAUUAUCAAUGCCAAGGCAUCCGCCAAUGCUGCCGGACUAUCGAAACCUAACCAGAUCAAUGGUAUUCCGCUUGCCAUGCUUGGGGCUACAGGUUCUUUGAAGGUGUAUGGAUCUGGUGGCCAAUCUGCACAUGUUCAGCCCAAAGCCCAUAGGAAGUCUAGACGUGUCAAUGGUGGUUCCCACAAGCAGUUGAAAACCGGAAAAAGAAAGUCCGAUCCUGAUCAGCCUACAACAGAGAUGGCAUAUUCAGGUGUUGCUCCAGCAAUGAAUAUUCCUGGAACGGGGACCUCCAUGGCUGCGGCUGUUAAUGGAAUGGUUCCCCCACCUUUGUUUCCUGGCAGUUCUAGAUAUACAGGUAAUGGCAUUGGAACAGUUGGUAGUUCGAGUUCAUCCAAUACCCCUACCAACAGCUACUCAAGGGGACGCACACCACCAGAGCAAGACCUCUUCAACAACGACAUGUUCAUCGACUCAGUCUUCCAGCAACAAGGUGGAGACAACUGGACUGAAAAUGGAGACGACUUUUUAGGUUGGUUUGAUAUGAACAUGGCACCAGAGUUUUAA
Molecule: messenger RNA, 2736 nt
Organism: Brettanomyces nanus
Lineage: Eukaryota; Fungi; Ascomycota; Pichiomycetes; Pichiales; Pichiaceae
Exons: 1
Coding region: 1-2736 (911 amino acids)
Biological process (GO): regulation of DNA-templated transcription; DNA-templated transcription
Cellular component (GO): nucleus
Molecular function (GO): transcription cis-regulatory region binding; DNA-binding transcription factor activity, RNA polymerase II-specific; zinc ion binding
Source: RefSeq, a predicted model, not a curated record